GCCUGCGCUCCUCCAGGAAAGAGCGAGAAUGCCGCUCCCCCUCCAGACCCGGUGGCUUUCCCUGCGGGAAGGGAGGGGACAUUUUCCUGCACAAUCUGGAGGCGCUGCACCUGUCUCGCAAUCUCCAGAAAGUCAGUGUUGCAAACGCACUCGAUGGUGUGAAGCCGCGGCCGUGCACUAUGCCGGGAUGGAGCCCGCGGCCACCGGGCGCGCGGAGAAGACAUUCAGCUAUGUGGUCAGAGCCCCCGGCGGCGACGGGGUGGACGUGAUGAACGUGGAUGUAAAGAUCGACACGACGUGGGUCUUCCAGGACGCGGAGGACAGCGGCGAGGAGCCGGGAUGGCGCCCAGAGGGAGCUGCCCUCGGGAGCCCCGACGUGGAUACGGGGACGCUGCGGAGGCAGCUGGAGUCCUCCGAGCAGAAGCUGCUGGCAGCGGUGGACAAAUACGUGAGGUCGGAGUCUGGGCUCAGGAGCAGAAUCCAGGAGCUGGAGCUGUCGGAGCGGAAGCUCCUGCGGAAGGUGGACCAGCUGAGCGCCCGCGUGUGCCAGGAGAGGAGCGCCUCCCGCCGGGCCCAGGAGCAGCUGGAGGCGCUGCAGGGGGAGCUCGCCUGCCAGGACGCCUGGGGCCGUGUCCAGGACGAGUGGCUGCUCCUGCCCUGGGAGGAGGCACUGGAGGCCGGCGGACGCCCAGGCUGGCAGACACCUCCCCACCCCAACGUGGCCCCGGGACCGCACGCCUCCGCAGUCCCACCCGCUGAGGGGCCCUGCGCCUGGGGCGGCGUCGAGGCUGGACAAGGCCCCUUGGAGCUGGUGCCCAGCCUGGAGACGGCAGCUGGGCUCCUGGGAGAGCUGGUGGCUCCUGACCGUGGACGGCCUGCUCCGGCUGAGCCCGCCCUGCAUGGACAGACUCUCCUCCUGCUCUGUGGCUGCCCUUCGGGGCAGAGCACCGACGCCUCCCUCCUCCCCGAGGAGCUGGCCUGGAUCUCCACGCAGAGGCCAGCAGCCGCCCCAGCCCAGGAGUCCCUCCUCCUGGUGCAGACGUCCGUGCUCCCUCCCUGGGGGCCCGCCGGUGGCCCCGCUGCCCUGCUGCUCCAGGCGGUGUUUCCAGAAGAGCCCCAAAUCCAACAGGGGCUGGACGUCGGGCCCCUGCCUGCUCCCCGAGCCAUGGACCACCUCCCAACAAGGAGCCACGGUGCCCCCCUCUGCUGGGAGACCCCACAGAUUUCUCACCACUGCUUUCCUGGGACAGGGACAGGGACAGGCCAUCUGAGCGGCCCUGGGGAGGAGCGGGGAGGAGCCCCAGAGUGGAGAGUGGAGGCGUGGGGGACGAGGAGGACGCGGGGCAGGAAGGAGGAGGACCUCGGGGACAGGUGCCGGCAGCGGCAGGGAAGCCAGGAGGACCCCAGCUUGGAGGACGGUGCUGGCACCCUAGGAGGCCUGCAGGACACACGCGGGGCUUCCGGACCCCAGGCCGCCGCCUCCUGCCCUCGGCCCAGGCGGGACCUCCCUGAGGAGAGAAGCCGAGUUUUACACGACAACGUCCGGCUUCAGCGAGACCAAGAGAGAUGCCAUCGAAAGAUCCGGGCCCUCCGAACGCAGAGCGAGCGACAGGCGAGCAAAGUGUCCGGGCUGGAGCGGGACAACGGCGCGCUGCGGGGCGACAUCUCCCGCCUGCAGAGGGAGCUGGACCAGUACCUGCAGCUCAUCGCCGACCUGGAAGACUGCAACGCCAGGAGCUACGGCAAGAUCUCCGACCUCAUGCAGGGCGCCGCCCAGGAGAACCGGGAGCUCAGGGCGCUGAUCUCGGAGCUCGGGCUGGGCUACAGAGAGCUGGUCAAGGACGUGGUGCUGGGAAUAGAGGACAUGAUCGGGGCCCUUCGCGGGGAGAACGCGCACCUUCUGCGCAGGAUCUGGGUCCUGGAGAGGGAGGUCGCCCUGGGGGUGAGCUCAGAGGCGGGGCGUCCGGGGGGAGCAGAACAGCGCCCCCAGCGAGAAAGCCAGGAGGCGGUGGACAAGGUGGAGGCGGUGGACAAGGUGGGGGCUGUAGAAAGGGCGGUGCAGGCGAGUCCGCCGUCAGAGCCGCUGACCGCGCGAGUCCACAGGCCGCCCUGGGAGGAGGGCCCGGGUCUGCCCAGAGAGAGGAUGGGCCCCUCCUCGGGCACAGAGGGUCCCGGGUGCGGAGCCGGGGCGGCCACUCCAUCGCCGGCCAGGAGAAGGGCUGAUGUGUCCGGUGCCCUGCGAGGAGACCUCCACGGGAUGGGAGUGGAAGAGGCACAGCUGGGGAGAGAGGAGGAAGGACCGCGGCGUUCUGCAGCCCCAGGGCCGGUGCUCAGGCCCCUGGGCAGCGGCCACCAGCCCCAGGACGCCGAGGCCGAAGCCGGGACCCCGGAGGACCUCAGGCUGCGCGUCCGGCGGCUCCGCCACCAGGUGCUGACCCUGCAGUGGCAGCUCAGGGACCAGGCGUCCGCGGGCCAGCAGCUGCAGGUGGCCCGCGACCAGGCCCUCCGUCGCCGGGACCAGCUCCAGGGCCAGGUGGACGAACUUCAGAAAAAGCAACAUGAGGCAGUCUUGGCCGUGACCCCUUUGAAGGCCAAGCUGGCCUCCCUGGUCCAGAAGUGCCGGGACAGGAACCACCUGCUCACGCGCCUGCUGCAGGAGCUGUGCCGCCAUGGGCUGGCCGAUCGCCUGCUCUGCCAGACGGUGCGCAGCAUGGUGGACGAUGUGGCGCUGGCCGAGUACACAGCCACCUUCCUGGCUCCCGGCGUCCCAGAGACCAGCCACCACCCCACCCUGGAGCCGGAGAAGCCGGCGGCUGUGACAGCUCAGAACUCUCUCCUGGACCCGGAAGUGGACAGCGCCCUCCCAAGGCCGUGGCGUCCCGAGCCCUGGCCCGUGACUCAGGCGGAGUGGCCGGCACCGACAGCGCGACUGGAUGCUCUGGAGGUGAGAGGGCGUUCUCCAUUACACUUUCCACGGGAGGCGCAGCACACACACAGAGGCGGGCACAGCGCGUCCGUGCGCAGCUCCGUGAACGUCUCCGCGCCACCCCCGUGAAGGCACCCCAGGUCAAGAAGGAGAAAAUGGCCAACACCAUGAGACUGGCUUCCUUUCCUCACCUCUUUCUAUUGUCUAUGUUUUUAUUGGUUUGAGAGAGAGAGGAAGUAAGAGGGAGA
This is a messenger RNA of Myotis davidii, 3174 nucleotides long. RefSeq lists its product as uncharacterized. The coding region runs from base 29 to 3055 and encodes 1008 amino acids. Lineage: Eukaryota; Metazoa; Chordata; Mammalia; Chiroptera; Vespertilionidae. The record is from RefSeq and is a predicted model, not a curated record. The transcript is spliced from 13 exons.